Molecule: messenger RNA, 10945 nt
Organism: Ylistrum balloti
Lineage: Eukaryota; Metazoa; Mollusca; Bivalvia; Pectinida; Pectinidae
Exons: 43
Coding region: 1-10509 (3502 amino acids)
Biological process (GO): chromatin organization
Cellular component (GO): nucleus
Molecular function (GO): protein binding; nucleosome binding
Source: RefSeq, a predicted model, not a curated record
AUGCAAAUUCGGAUUGCGGCUCUGAACGAUUCAAGCAGUGAAGAUGAUAGUCGAGCCCCAAAAACUCCUGCAAGAAGAACAAAGGAGGCAAAGGAGUCAGAGGCAUUCACUCUGUAUGACGCAGCACUGAGGCUACAGAGACAGGGCGAGGUGUCUUUGGCAGAGACUGCCUUCAAGGAUCUGCUUAAUCAUGGCUUCCUUAGAGAGACAGCACAACUGGUUGAGGAUGAGGAAGAAGGUGCUGAUCAGGAUGGGCUUCGACUUCUGUACUCAAUACACAAAAACCUGGCCAGUAUGGCACUGCAUAGAGAGGACCUACAGUCAGCUAUUUGGUCAUAUGUAGAGGCAGUGAAGAUUGAUACAACAGAAGUGACUGUUUGGUACAAGAUAGGAACCAUCGCUCUCAAGUUGUACAACUUCCCACUUGCCAGACUUGGUUUUGAAAAGGGACUGCAUUGUAAUCCAAACCACUGGCCUUGUCUUGACCAUGUUAUCACACUGCUAUAUGCCAUGAACGAUUACUGGAAUUGUCUGUACUAUAUAUCACGAGCCUUGCUGAAGGAUCCCGAGUACACCAAGGGCCUGGUACUCAGGAAACAAAUUCUCAAGGAGCACCCAUCUCUGAAAUAUGAUACAGAUGAAAUGUUUGAGCAGUGUGAUCAGGCUGUUCUUCUCGCUAGAGUGGACCCAUCAGAAUCAGACGAGUAUGUGAAUGAGGCCCUAGAUUUGAGAGACAGACGACGAGAACUGGCAAAGGAACCAGAGCCCCUCCCCAUCAAACUCUCAAAAACCAUCACGCAUUUCACGUGGAGGAACUUAGGAGAAAGUCUUGUGGAGCUGUAUGAUAGAGCUAGGAAUGCAGAUCCGCCCUUGAGCCUGGGACUUCGUGUUGACUUGUCAGAGUAUAGCAACUGUACAGAGAGACCUCCUGUUGUACAGGGGAAAUCACCUGCUAUAGAGGAGUCCCCAGAACAUUCAGGGGAAAUGGAAGUUGACUCUGUUCCUGUAGUUACCUCAGAAAAAAAAACCAAAGAUGACACAGAAAUGGGUGAAACUAAUUCAUUUGAAGUCCGAGAUAUUCCAAUGAUCUCUGAGGAGCCAGCUGGUCCUUUGGAAUCUCAAACAGACAAUGAUCAUGUUGCUAUGGAUAUUGGUAGUGCUGAUAUUCAAAAUGAAAGAACUGCUUCUUCUUUUAUGCCAUCUGCUUCAUUUAGGAAAAUGCCAUCUUCUCCACUUUCAACACCUACUGUCAGUCAGGCAAGCAUCAUAGGUGAAACAGAUUCACCUCUAGCCACAGCUGAUGUUGAGAUUUCACAGAAAACAGCUGAUACUGGACUGCCAUUCACAACUACAUCUGUGGCUCUGCAGGUGUCAGCCAGUAUUGUGCAGCCACUUGCAAUUGUCCCAGAGCUUCAGAUAUCAACCAGUGAAGAGGCACUUUCUAUUUUAACAAAUAAGGAGAAUAAACCAUUAACAGGUUCUGUCUCUGACCUGCAGGAGUCAACUGUUUCUGAGCCACAAGAAAACCUUUUAACCCUGCCACUGAUGAACACUUCACCAAAAAUGUCAAGUGAGAGGUCAACAUUGGAACAGAUGUCUGAUGCUUCUGAACCAAUGCACACAUCAGGACUGCCAGUGUCACUUUUAUCUGAACUGCCAGAUAGAGACACUGAUAUAGAGAUGGCACAGAUAAGCUCUGUUUCAAAGAUGCAACAAAUAGCAUCUGUGGCUGGAAUGUUGCCAACAACAUUUGUUUCAACAAUAUCUAGAACAGAAACAUCACAGAUGACAACUGCUUCAGGAAUAUUAAAGAUGAUACCUCAUACAACAACAGUUUCAGGGAUUCCACUCUCAACAAUGUCUGAGAUCCAAUCGUCUAGACCAAUUUCAGGGAUUCCACUCUCAACAAUGUCUGAGAUUCUAUCGUCUAGACCAAUUUCAGGGAUUCCACUCUCAAUGGUGCCUGAGAUCCCAUCGUCUAGACCAAUUUCAGAGAUUCCACUCUCAACGGUGCCUGAGAUCCCAUCGUCUAGACCAAUUUCAGGGAUUCCACUAACAGUAAUGUCUGAGAUCCCAUAUUCUACACCUACUUCAGGAAUUCCACUAACAACAUCUGGGAUCCCAUCUUCUGUACUUGUUUCUGGAAUUCCACUAACAACAAUGACUGGAACCCCAUCUUCUGGACCUACUUCAGGAAUUCCACUCACAGCAACAUCUGGGAUCCCAUCUUCUGCACAUAUAUCUGGAACUCCGCUUACUACAAUGUCUGGGGCCCCAUCUGCUGUACUUAUUUCUGGAAUUCCACUAACAACAAUACCUGGGACCCCAUCUACUUCAGGAAUUCCAUUUACAACUAUGUCUGGGACCCCAUCUUCUACACCAGCUUCAGGACUUUCAACAGCAGUAUCAAUAAAGAUUCCUGCCAUGACACCUGUUUCUGAAAGUACACAUAUUUCGUUAGGGAUCUUGACUACAACAACUGUUUCAGGAAAUUCACUGACUACAACAACUGUUUCAGGAAAUUCACUGAUGCUGUCGCCAGGGACACCAGUUACAACAACGGUUUCUGGAAUACCACAGACAACAUUAUUUUCUGGAGUACCAGUAACAACAUCUUCGUCAGGGAUACCACAAUCAAUGACAGUUUCUGAAACUUCAGAAAGCUCACCUGACAUUCCAGUGACUGUAUCAGCAUCAGAUAUAUUGCAACCAAUUUCGGUGUCUGAAAUGCCCUAUACAUUACCUGUUUCAGACAUCCUACAGACAACACCAGUCGCCACACCUGUCUCCACAUAUAUGUCGGUACACACCCCAGUAACAGGGUUGACGUUCACAACCCCUUCAUCAGGACUAUUAACAACUUCAUCUCCAUUGUUCACACCAGUGUCUGGGAUGCAACAUACAUCUCCUAUAUCAGUAUUUAUCUCCCCAGCCCUCCAUGACCACACAUGUGCAGCAUCUAUAGAGUCAGAGGAACUGGCUAAAGGGCGUGGCAAGGCACCUAAAAGGAAGAGAGGGUUCAUACCAGAAGACUUUGGACUCAGCGUUAAACGUAGAAGUGCCAGGGUGAGGAAUGUGAGCAAACCAAAAGAAGAACCAAGUGUAAACUUUGAAGAGCUCCUUAUCUCGUUCCUGCCAUCCAGUCUCAAACAAGUAAAUGAAGAUGAUGAUACAGAAAUGCUGGUGAUGAAGGAACAAGAACAGUCAAUACGAAGUGGAGAAGAAAAGGCCACAGGUUGUGAUGUAGAGCUGAUCCAAGAGGUAAAGAAACUAACCUCAACAGAAGAUACAGACGUCAGAGAAUUCUUAAAACAGAACAUAAAAAAUGGAGGCACCAUUUGUCUGAUGCUACGCUAUCUCUUUGCCUUGGCAAAACGUGGAGACACCAAGUGGCCACAUGGACUGACGGACGUGUAUUUGAAGGUUUAUAGUCGUACAAGGAAACACUUUGAUCUCCCAGACAUCUUCAGCUUGAGUGAUUCUGAGGAAUACACACAGAACUUGGGGAAGACAUGUCAGUUAGCAGCAGAAUUCCAGCUGGACCAUUGGAUUGUCAAUAACAGAUUGGCUCUCUCGCCUGGUAGCUCUCCAAGGAGUCCAGGGUCGCAACAACUCCAUACAUCAGACCUUCCCCCACACUGUAAUGAUGACCUUUGGUUCAUCACAGGGCUGACAGGAUGUGGUGAGGUCAUGGGCUCAAACUGGCUCCCUCAUUGUAUACGAGUAUACUGGAUGAAAGCCAGGUUUUACAUGCUGCAAGGCAAGAUGGAUGAUGCCCUGUUUUGUUUUCAAAAGACUUUGGAGUAUUUGGAGUAUGCUGAAAAACAGGGGGAUCCUGCCAAGAUAUGUCUUGUAAACUGUAAAAUGGACAGGACCAUAUCCAUAGAUCAGGUCAAGAGUCACCAAGAGUCACUCCAUAGAUGUCAGUCACUCGAGGAAACACAGAAGCUGUAUGAGUCCGGCAACUAUGAUAAAGUGGUGGACUUUAUACUCCAAACAGAUAGAGACAAGCAAGUGGCAUUCAGUGCAGCUAUACCCGAGCGACAAUCACAACUCCUUCUCCUCCAGGACUCACUAUACAAGAUGGACGCCCACAAGAAAGGUAUGGUGUGGGGUGAAGUGUCUUUCAAUGAAGCUGUGCAGUGUUAUAGAAAAGCUACCACUUCAGAGCAGAAAGAUGCUUGGAGCACAACUUUGACUCAGAUUUGUCAAAACCUCAUCAGAGUACUAGAUAAAAAGGAAGAUGUUUUGAAAGAUGUUCCAAAGGUCAACCUCACGCGACUGUCAAGGAAUUUGAUCAGUAUCAUUGACAUUACAAUGGCAGCUCCAGACAGUGCUGUGGAAAUGCCAAUAGGCACUGUGUUACCAUGGAUACUCCUGUACAAGCUAAUCAAAUUUGAGGAAGACAAAAUAAGGUCCAUGCAAGUGUCCACUCCAGAAACUAGACAAGCAGACUUGUUUGAUGGCAUGCCCUCUUACCUGAUGUUGCUAAAUAUAGCACAUGAGUACCUGGCGAGGCAUAGCUGGUGUACAAAGUCAAAUGGAUCUCUACUGUUGUUCUAUCUUGAUGUGGCUCAGGAGUUCCUGACUGGAUCUUAUCAAUUCAAACAUGAUCUAGAACAGUCUUAUGAACAAUGUGUGUACUGUCUGUUUGGUCACCCGAACAAGAAGGGGCGUGCCCGUCACUUGAUGGACCACAACUCCGCCCAGAUAGACCUGACCUGGGACAGCGCUCAGAAAAUCUUUGAAUAUUUCAAACCAAACUCUGUGCCGGAGUUUGAUAGCUAUAAGGCUGAUGCUGUGUCAGCAGAUGUGGAAUCUUUGCUGAAAAGAAUUGCACAGCUUGUACCAGAAUCAGAAAAGCCAGCAAAACUGAUGGAAAAUUUACAAGAUUAUAUAGAGGGCAACACCAAUAUACCACCUAAUCCGGAUACCAAGCAUCUGUCAACUGUUUCCAAGGAACUGUACUACUUACUGGCAGACUACUAUUUCAAGAAUAAGGAGCAGGCGAAAGCAGUGCGGUUCUACAUGAGUGACAUAUGUAUGAAUCCAACACGUCUGGACUCGUGGGCAGGCAUGGGACUUGCACGCAUGAGUCAAUUGGAACAAAAACUGAGUUCUACGGCCCUGAAGAUGGAUAUGCCUAUCUACAGGAAGUCUAUUGGAGCCCUUAGAUGUUUCCGUAGAGCUGUGGAAAUUGAUGAUUCUAAUGCCAAACUGUGGAUAGAGUAUGGAUCGUUGGCAUAUCAGCUGCACUCUCAUGCUUCACGCCAGCUUAAAUGGAAAAAUUGGUUUCCAUUGACCGAGGAACUAGAACAAAUAGCAUCAGACAGUCGACAGGAGAUGCUGCAGACUGCAUUUAACUGUUAUAAGAAGGCGAGUGAAUGUGAGAGCGACGAGAAUGAGGAAGAAUGGCUACAACACUAUAUGAUGGCCAAGUGUCUAGAAAAGAUGAGGAAACCGGCUAAAGAAUACCUAGACCAUUACAAAAAGGCAGCAGGAUAUCUGUAUGAGGAGAAUGCCACUUUCCCUAAGAAGAUUGUAUAUGCUUACACUACCCCCCACCUGGCUGUGGAAUCUCUUGAGAUGUUUUACCGUAUCCAUGUGUCCAUCAUGAAGAUUUUGCUGAAGAACAAAACAAUUCUGGAGUCAGAUAUGCAGCUGUUCCAGCAAUAUAUUAAGGAGGCAGCUAAUAGUCCAUUUGCCCGAUGUCAAGAAAAAAGACAGGAAAGUAUGUCCACAGUGGAAGGUACAUCGCUACCUGUCGGACAAGGACCAAAAUCAGGAGGAAAGAAGUCUAAGGUCAUGUCGAUGGAUCACACUUAUUCCAAGCAAAAAAACUUGGUAGAGGCCUCUGGCACUGACCCAGCAGCCCCUGACGUUGACCGGGUUGUGACCCCUAAACCAGUUUCCGGGGUUACACACAGGGAGGUCAAGGUAAUUGACUCUUCUAAAGCAGCUGGGAGCAUGAUGGAAUUAUCUGCUGAGAAUCUUGAUGAACAUUUGAAUGUAGCUGAAAAUGUUCAGAAGAAAGAAGAGAAAGUUGGUUCAGUUGUGUCUGUGGAAAAGAGAGCUGUAUCAGAUGAGCAAGGUCAAGGUGACAUGGCUGUUGAUAGUGAAGUUGAAGGUGAUGGUUUCUUUCUAGAUGAAUUCACUGGCAUUGUUAAACAAACUUCAUUUGGUUUUGAUGUGAAGGAUGAAUCACACAAAUUGGAUAGAGGUGAUAGUGUUGAAAGUGGAACCAAGGACAAAUCAGUGGACAAGAUCAUGGAAAGGUCUUCCCAGGAGGGCAAGUCUGAUGAUAUAGCGAUGGAGGGGUCUUCCCUAGAGGGCAAAUCUGCGGAUAAAAUAGUCGAUGGGUCUUCCCUUGAGGGCAAACCUGCUGUUAAAACAGUGGAGGGGUCAUCCCUUGAGGGCAUGUCUGGUGGUAAAAUGAUGGAGGUGUCUUCCCAGGAGGACAGGAUUCUGUUUGAAGACAAACCUGACAGGAAAAAAACAGAAAAAGAUAAUGAUUCUUCUCCGUUUGAGUAUGAUGAGGAUAUUUUACUCUCAGACUUAUCACAAGAUCAGGAUAUUCCGUCACCUGGGGAGGAUAGAAAGUCACAUGACCUCAUUCCUCAGUCCGAGAGUCCAAAGAAUGAUGCCAAGUCUAGUCCACAUAAGGAAGAGGAUGGACAGGAAGAGGAGAAAUCUUACCAUUCUGAUGUCCGGGAGUUAAGUCAAGGAAAUGAGAGUAUGGAAUCUGAGACAAGACAAUACGGUGACAUGAAUCUAUCAGAGGAUCAGGAAGGUGGAACAGCCAUUGAUCCGAGUGAGUUGUCACUGUCCAAAGGAUUGAGAGAGAGAAUGGCACAGGAACUAGAGGGUGAACUUGUGUCAAAAUGUGAACAAGGCCCUUCAGUCGUAGGCAUGGAAACUGACUCCAAGACCAGGAAGGAUCAGAAAUCUGAGGACAGCUUGUCAGAUGGGGAUGAUUUAGGGGAAAGUUUAGAGGAUUCCUUCCUCUCUGAUUCUUUAGACUCAAUCCCAGAGACUCUUGAAUCACGUAGUAGAUCAGUCGGGGAUUCCUUGUCAAAGUCUGGUGAUUCUUUGUCAAAGUCUGGUGGAUUUCUGGCCCAGUUCAACCAGUUUUUAUCAAAAAAUAUUAUUCCUGAUGAUAUCAUCUCAGAAAGUUCUCCAGAAAAAAGUCUGAGUUCAUCUUUGAAGGCUUCAAGGUCACAAUCACCUUCCUCUCAAAUUUUAAUAUCAGAUGCUGAUACUGGACUUAAGAUUAGCUCACAGCAAGACACCAUUAGUUCUCAAGGUAUAAAGGAGGACUUGACAUCUUUUUCUUCUAAUCUCAGUUCAAAGCAUUCAACACAGUAUGAUUCAACAAAUCAGAAUAGAGAUGACAAUGACUCAAAGGAUAAUAAGAUUGAAACAUUAUUGGCCAAUCAAAAUUCAGAUAAGAAAGAAUCCUCAUCAAUGGACGAGACAUUUAAAAAUGAUGAGCAAUCUAGGAAGAUUGGAAUGGAAGAUCAACAGAACAUUGGCUUUGAAGAAAGUAAGAUGGAGGUUGACCAGAUCAGACAUUUGGAUGAUGGAAAGUGUGAAGACAUUGGUGAUACAUGUGAUAACAAGGAUGAGGAAGCCAUGAUUGUUGAUGAAACAGAGAAUCCCUCACAGAUUCCAGAGAAAGAAGACUCACAUCAAGCAUCAACAGCCAACCAAGGACAAAGAGUGGAUGACAGGAAAACACUCAUUACUGAAAAAGUGGUUGAUGGGAAAAAUAACCUUACAGAAAGAAUAGAUAAUGAGAAAAUAAAUGUUAUUGAAAAAGUGGAUGAUUUGAAAAGCAAUAUAACUGAAAGAAUAGAUGAGAAAAUGGAUGUUACUGAAAUAAAUCCUACAAACCAAGGACAAAAUGUGGACAAUGGCAAAAUUGAUUCAGUUGUGAAAGAUUCUACAACCUAUCAAGGACAAAAGGCAGAGGAUGUGAAAGUGGAUGUUAGUAAUGUGACAAGCUCAGUCAGUACAGAGCAAAAAAUGGAUGAUGUGAAAAUGGAUGUUGAUGACAAUGGUGAUAAAAAGAAGUUAAACACAGGUAGUUCUAAGUCAGUCAAUAAAGAAAGUGCGAUGUUGGAGAAGGAUUCAGUAAGUAAGAAGGAUGAAGGCGUCACUUCAGUGGUUGGUGGCAGAAGUAAUAAAGGUGAUCAAGAAAAACUGAACACAAAGGAUGUGAAAGAGGUUCCAGUUACAGUGGAGAAAAAGAAGGAGAAAAAAGACAAAAUAAGCACAGAAAGCAAUAAAAGUAAAGUUACCAGUAACAAACCGGGAAGUUCAAAAAUGCACAAACAGCUGAUUGAGCAAUGUAUGGCAGCCCUCUGUCUGUGUUUGGCACGUUUCCCAACCCACUACAAGUCACUGUAUAGAUUAGCAUAUACCUAUGUCAACUCUCCGUACCAUAAGAAUUUGCAGUAUGCCCAUGACCUGUUGCUAGGCAACCCUGACUGGAAGAUGAUGGCACACAUGCCUGCACAGGGAUUGUUUGUGGACAGGAAACCAAACAAUUUCUUCCAGGGUGUUUGGAAAAUUCCAGUUGAUGAGAUUGAUCGGUCCGGCAGUUUCCCAUCACAUCUGACUCGUUCAGUCAAACUUCUCCUCAAGGUUCUAAAAGAUCAGAAAGAUGUCCCUAAACUACACAGUAUUUUUCUUCAGCUCAGCAGGGACCCCGACUCUGGAAAAAAGUACAUGCGUGAUGCAGAGAGAAUCAAGUUUGCACGUCUUGCCCAUCAGUACUGUCUUGAUGCCAUCAGAGGACGCUUGCCAGAGCUUCGGCAAUGUGAAAACUACACUCGAGCAGUGAAAUGUUUGAUGGAAGUGUACAAGGUGUACAACUACAUCUCUUUCAAGAUGGAUAUCAGUCAAACGAUUGAGGCUAAUGAACUUCUGGAGGACACCUUUAAGGCUGUCAUGGGCAAAAAAGUACUGGAUGAUGAGGAAGUUCUUGAACAGGCUAUACGCUUUUGUCAAGAGGAAGUGCAACGUCACAAGGCUAGACAAUGGCAACCUUCUGCUGGGAAAAACAUCUUAGACACAUCUGGAAAAGAUGGAUGUCAGUCAGAUUCUUCUCUCUUCUCCCCGGAAAAACCUGUUUCCUCACUUAGCAAAGUUGGGGGACAGAAUCAAGGUCCCACAACGUUGACUCAAGGGUCCAAGUUAUUGGAAAAGGAAAAGAAAGUUUCCACCCCACAAUUGCAGGAGAAUGUCAACAAAGCUACACCAGCUUCAGUAUCAUUUGUAGGGAAACAGAAACAGUUGCUGAGCCCUGUUGGUGGAGGAGCUGUGAAACAGUCGACAGGAAAGCCUGGAAACCAACUAGGGCCAGGUAGACCAGCCAUCAGUGGUGUACAGAAAUCUUCACCAAGUACUCAGAAAUCCAGUUUGUUUUCCAACAUCAAGACAAACAUUCCCAAAGAAAAAGAAAAAGUUACAGGUGACACAAGAAGUAAAUCAAUAUUAGUGAGUGGAAAGGGAGCUUCUGGCUUUAAGCCAUAUAAUCCCAAUGAUUCUUUAGCACCAUCUCCUGUUACAACUCCUGCCACACCAUAUACUGGACUCUCACCCAAGUUUGACUUCAGUAAGAAAAAUGAACCAGCAGCUACAUCUCAGCCUGUCAAAAAGAUUAUAGAAGUGAUUGAAAUAUCAUCAUCUGAUGAUGAAAGCGAUGCCAAGGCCAAUCCUGAAAAGACAAGUGGUGAUCUUUCAGCGUCUAAGGGAAGCAAUCCAAUUCAGAUAGGUGGAGCACACAUAGAAACUGGGGGAAAUCCUGGCUCCUUUCAGAAAGGCGAGAACUUACGAACCUUGCUUGUGGGUGGGGAAUAUCAUGCUGCAUCACAUACUGGCAGUACAGUUUCAGGAGGCAAAAGUACCACACAAUCAAAGGGAGGAAGUUUACCAACACAAAGGCCAUAUCCUACAGGGAUAAUACUCAACAAGGGAAGUAACCAGGUUAAACAGUUAACCAGUAGCUUGCCCAAAGACGUUUCAAGUAACCUGACUAAACCAUCACAGAAACCACACAUUCCUACAAGUGGACAAAGAGGAAGUAACUCUACUGGACAGAAGUUUAAUCAGCCUUCCUCACAGGUAAAUCCUGGAUAUGUUAUGUAUGGAGCAAAGGUUACAGCGCCAUCACAGAAAUCCUCCUCUUCUUUACAGGCAAGUAUUACAGAUGAUGCUGACUUGUCGGAGAAAGAGGACAAGACCUAUCAACCCUCCGAGGAUAGCAGCAGUGAUGAUGAACAAUAUAAUCGUAGGACUAGCAAAACCAAGUUACAAUUAACGUCUCAUCCUGCUGCAAGGCCAUCAAAGAGCAAGGUAAAGGCGCCCACUCUCCAGGACGAGCCAAUACGUAUAGUUAAUGCAGAGACAGGACAGGUGGUAGAUUCUGAUAGCCAAAAAAGUGACCUUGUUACUGAUCCUGAAAAACUGUUUUUUGACGUCAAAGAUUGGCUGGAAGAUUUGUGAAUGUAGAUUAGUUAUUGACCCUGAAAAUUUGUUCAUGAUGUCAAAGAUUGGCAGGAAGAUUUGUGAAUAUAAAUCCACAACUAUCUGAAUAUCAUGUGUACUAUUAUCAAAAGCUUAUGUAUGGAUGAACAGUUCUUGGAACUAAUGAAUACAAAUAUAGUGCUCUUUUGAUUUAUCCUGAUUCAGAGUGUUUUAUCAGAUGGCCUAAUACUGAUGUUGCAGAAUCAAAACCAUCAACAUCAAAGAUCCAGUGCUCAAUAUACAACUGAUUUGCAAACACUUAAGUAUUAAACUGGUGGUAAACAGGUCUGUUCUGGCGAAUGAGCAGACCAAGAAUUCAAGAAUGAAUGCUUAUUGUUAACAAACAGGUUCUUACUUAGAGAGCUUGUAUUGCCAAUCAAUGCUUCUUACACAACUGUUUUAUAUAAAAACUGAU